UUAUUCGAGUUCCUUUAAUUUAUUUUGCCCCCACCACAGCCCUUCAUAGACACACACUAAUUCCUAUAAAUUCAUAAGAAUGUUGCAACAUUGUUCAAUGCCAUGAAACAAAGCUAGCUGAUUUUGAAAGCAAUCGAAAACAAAGCUAAAAAAACCAAGUGGGUCUAAGAAUCUCACUAUUGUUUGUUGCUCAAAAUAAAAUGAGUGGGGAACACAAUAAAAAGGGUAUAGAUAUGAUUAAUAAGGAAAAUAAGAAGAACAUGAAUGGGUCUAUUUGGUCAAUUUUCAUGCAUGCCGAUAGAGAAGAUUUGUUCCUUAUGGUUUUAGGUAUCAUUGGAGCAAUUGGUGAAGGCUUCACCACACCUUUGAUUUUGUAUCUAUCUAGCCGCAUGAUGAAUAAUAUUGGGAGUUCAUCUACCAUGGAUGGAAACACUUUCAUUCAUAACAUCAAUAAGAAUGCAGUUGCUUGGUUAUAUUUAGCCAGUGCAACUUUUGUUGUUUGCUUCCUUGAGGGCUAUUGUUGGACAAGAACAAGUGGGAGACAAGCUGCUAGAAUGAGAUAUAGGUAUCUGAAAGCAGUUCUUAGACAAGAAGUUGCUUAUUUUGACUUGCAAGUCACAAGUACUUCUGAGAUUAUCACUAGUGUCUCCAAUGAUAGUCUCAUAAUUCAAGAUGUUCUCAGUGAGAAGGUACCAAAUUUCUUGAUGAACAUUUCUCUGUUCAUUGGGAGCUACAUAGUGGCAUUUACAAUGCUAUGGAGAUUAGCAAUUGUAGCUUUUCCAUUUUUGAUUUUUCUAGUGAUCCCUGGUUUAAUCUAUGGCAAAACAUUGAUGAGUUUAGCAAGCAAGAUUAGGGAAGAGUAUAAUCGAGCUGGUAUAAUUGCAGAACAAACAAUAUCUUCAAUCAGAACCGUUCAUUCAUUUGUUGGGGAAAAUAAAUCAAUGAUUGCAUUUUCUGAUGCUUUAGAAGGAUGUGUUAAAUUGGGUUUAAAACAAGGUUUGGCUAAAGGUUUAGCAAUUGGAAGCAAUGGUAUUGUUUUUGCCAUUUGGUCUUUUGUGUGUUAUUAUGGUAGUAAAUUGGUGAUGUACCAUGGUGCUAAAGGAGGGACAGUUUUUGCAGUUGGAGCAAGCAUAACUGUUGGUGGACUAGGAUUAGGGGCAAGUUUAUCCAACAUAAAAUAUUUGUCAGAAGCAAUUUCAGCUGGUGAACGCAUAAAAAGGGUAAUAGAAAGAGUUCCGAUGAUAGAUUCUGACAACACAACAGGAGAAACAUUAAACAACAUUUCUGGGGAAGUGGAAUUUGACCACAUAGACUUUGCAUACCCAACAAGACCAGAAACCAUUAUCCUUAAAAAUUUAUGUCUCAAAAUUCCAGCAGGUAAAACAGUUGCAUUAGUUGGUGAAAGUGGUUCAGGGAAAUCAACGUUGAUAUCGCUAUUACAGCGAUUUUAUGAUCCAAUUGGGGGAGAGAUACGUGUUGAUGGAGUGAGUAUUCAUAAAUUAAAGAUUAAAUGGUUAAGGUCGAUUAUGGGGUUGGUUAGUCAAGAGCCUGCUCUUUUUGCAACAAGUAUUAAAGAGAAUAUAGUUUUUGGUAAGGAAGAUGCUAAUGAUAAUGAGAUUCUUGAGGCUGCUAAGAUUUCUAAUGCUCAUGAUUUCAUUAAGUUGCUUCCUCAUGGUUAUCACACCCAGGUCGGAGAAAGAGGUGUUCAAUUAUCAGGCGGACAAAAACAGAGAAUAGCAAUUGCGCGGGCAAUAAUCAAGAAGCCACGAAUCCUUCUUUUAGAUGAAGCAACAAGCGCGUUAGACACUGAAUCAGAACGACAUGUUCAACAAGCACUCGACAAUGCAACAACCGGUUGCACCGCCAUCAUCAUCGCCCACCGUCUCUCCACAAUCCAAAACGCCGACGACAUCGCCGUCAUGCGCGACGGUAAAGUAACCGAAAUCGGGUCACACGAGCAACUUCUCCAAAAUAGUAACGGCUUUUAUUCUUCCCUCGUCCGCCUUCAACAACUGAAUGAAUCCAAAACAGAAUCAGAGGAAACCGUUACAACAACUUUCACGCGCUCGGUGGACCCUACCAAUUCAGUUGAAAAUGAAAACGUGGAUAUAAAGAUGGAAAUUGAAAUGCGUAAUACGGCGUCGUUUUGGAGAUUACUUUUAUUAAAUGGUCCUGAAUGGAAACAAGCGGUUAUGGGGUGUUUGAAUGCAAUGGUAUUUGGUGCGGUUCAACCUGUUUAUGCAUUUGCAAUGGGAUCAAAUAUAUUUGUGUAUUUUAAUUCGGAUUAUGAGGAGAUCAAAAACAAGACUAGGGUUUAUUCACUUUGCUUUUUGGGACUUUCUUUGAUCUCUUUGGUGGUUAAUGUUGGACAGCACUAUAACUUUGGUUACAUGGGAGAGUACUUGACUAAACGUGUGAGGGAAAGCAUGCUUUCUAAGAUACUUACUUUUGAAAUUGGAUGGUUCGAUAGAGAUCAAAACUCUACUGGUGCUCUUUGUUCUCGUCUUGCCAAUGAUGCUAAUGUGGUGAGGUCAUUAGUUGGUGAUAGAAUGGCUUUGUUGGUACAAACUUUCUCAGCAGUUGUAACAGCAUACACUAUGGGUCUAGUCAUUUCAUGGAGACUAACAAUUGUUAUGAUAGCUGUUCAACCUAUUAUAAUAGCUUGCUUUUACACAAGACGUGUACUACUAAAGAGUAUGUCAAGUAAGUCCAUUAAGGCCCAACAACAAAGUAGCAAAUUAGCUGCUGAAGCCGUUUCAAAUCUUAGAACCAUCACUGCUUUUUCUUCUCAAGAUAGAAUACUCAAAAUGCUUGAAACGGCCCAACAAGGCCCAAGUAAUGAGAAUUUUCGACAAUCGUGGUUCGCAGGUUUUGGGCUUGGGUUUUCGCAGUUCCUCACGUCUUGUUCUUGGGCCUUGAAUUUUUGGUAUGGAGGGAAGCUUAUUGCUGAUGGGAACAUAACAAGAAAAUCUUUGUUUGAGAGUUUUAUGAUUGUGGUGAGCACAGGUCGGGUUAUAGGUGAUGCUGGAAGCAUGACUAAAGACCUUGCUAAAGGUUCUAAUGUUAUGGACUCGAUUUUUGCCAUCCUAGACCGAUGUACAAAAAUCGAGCCUAACGACCCUAAUGGGUAUAAGCCCGAUACUUUAAUGGGCCAAAUUGAAUUUUGUGAUGUUCAUUUUGCAUAUCCAGCUAGGCUAAAUGUUGUUAUCUUUCAAGAUUUUUCAAUUAAAAUUGAAGCAAGGAAAUCAACCGCAUUAGUGGGACAAAGUGGAUCAGGAAAAUCAACAAUCAUAGCGUUAAUAGAGAGAUUCUACGAUCCAUUAAAAGGAAUCGUGACAAUAGAUGGAAUUAAUAUAAAAUCAUAUAACCUAAAGUCACUAAGAAAACACAUAGCACUUGUGAGCCAAGAGCCAACAUUGAUAAAUGGGACCAUAAGAGACAACAUUGCAUAUGGAACAACAUGUGACAACAUUGAUGAAAUUGAGAUCAUAGAGGCAGCAAGAGUAGCCAAUGCUCAUGAUUUCAUAGCUAGCUUAAAAGAUGGGUAUGAGACAUGGUGUGGGGACAAAGGGAUUCAACUUUCAGGUGGUCAAAAACAGAGGAUAGCAAUAGCAAGAGCCAUGUUGAGGAAUCCAAAGAUGUUGCUACUAGAUGAAGCCACAAGUGCAUUAGAUAACCAAUCAGAGAGGGUAGUGCAAGAUGCAUUGAAUAGAGUAAUGGUGGGAAGGACUAGUGUGGUUGUGGCACAUAGGAUGAGUACCAUACGCAAUUGUGAUGUUAUUGUUGUGUUAGAUAAAGGGAAAGUGAUUGAGAUUGGAACACAUGAAGCUUUGUUGGCUAAAGGACCUUGUGGAGCUUAUUACUCUUUGGUAAGUCUUCAAACUAAAAACGCAACCACAACCAAAGACACUACUAAUUAAGGUAACAAUAUUCUAUCAACUAAGUGAGCAAAUCAAAUUAACUUCUAGAUGUUUUUGGUGGCUUGCAAUUGCUAUUCCAUUUUUGUUUCAUGGGGAAAAAAUAGCUAGUGAUUGAUAUAGGGAUGUUUUAAAUUGUGUUAUUUUUCUUAUUUGCACUUUGUAUUAUUCACAAAUAAUGCAUAUACAUAUCUAUCAUGUGGAAUCCUUCUUGUAUUUGAUUUAGAUUUUGAAAGAGGUCAUUUUCAUAUACA
Cicer arietinum (chickpea) is the source of this 4171-nucleotide messenger RNA. Its product is annotated as ABC transporter B family member 15-like. The record is from RefSeq and is a predicted model, not a curated record. Lineage: Eukaryota; Viridiplantae; Streptophyta; Magnoliopsida; Fabales; Fabaceae. Gene Ontology annotation, cellular component: membrane. Gene Ontology annotation, molecular function: ABC-type transporter activity; ATP hydrolysis activity; ATP binding. Gene Ontology annotation, biological process: transmembrane transport.